Momordica charantia (bitter melon) is the source of this 1840-nucleotide messenger RNA. Its product is annotated as Protein kinase superfamily protein. Gene Ontology annotation, molecular function: protein tyrosine kinase activity; ATP binding. Lineage: Eukaryota; Viridiplantae; Streptophyta; Magnoliopsida; Cucurbitales; Cucurbitaceae. Gene Ontology annotation, biological process: protein phosphorylation. The record is from RefSeq and is a predicted model, not a curated record.
UCAUUUCUCUCUCUGUCUUCAAAAGAAAAUUGAGAAAAUUAAGUCUAAAAGUUAGAGAGAGAGAGUUGUGAGCUUGGCUUCGGCGUUUGCCUCUCUGUCAUUCCCUCUUUUGUUCUUUUGUUCUUUUGCUUCGCUUUGAAUCGAAAUCCCAACACUAAAUUUACAAAAAUUCCCUCAAAAUCCCAAAUCCCAUCUGUAAUUGCCUUCUUCUUCGGUUUCUCGCUCUAACCCACCGACCCAAGGACCAGUUUACAGGCUUAUGCCCGUCCUAUUAGUGGCUUAUUACAACCGGAGAACAGAAGUACUGAGAAUAAUCAAUAUCAAAAGAAGAAAGUGAGAAUGCGCAAGUGGCUUUGUUGUUCUUGUCAAGUUGAAGAGACUAAUCCAGCAACUGAAAAUGAGCACCUGAAAAGCCCUAGUAAUUUUGCAGAUGGUCACCCAAAGGGCUCUAAAGUGUCAGCUCCUGCUAAAGCUGAGGCACAAAAGGCGGCGCCAACAAUUGAAGUGCCUGCACUGUCUCUGGAUGAACUGAAAGAAAUGACUGAUAAUUUUGGAUCCAAAGCAUUGAUUGGUGAAGGUUCUUAUGGUAGAGUUUACUAUGCAAAUUUGAAUAAUGGAAAAAAUGUGGCUGUAAAAAAGCUUGAUGUUUCAUCUGAGCCUGACAGUAACAUCGAGUUUUUGACUCAGGUUUCUACUGUAUCAAGAUUGAAACAUGAAAAUCUUGUCGAAUUGCUCGGGUAUUGUGUUGAAGGAAAUCUUCGGGUGUUGGCAUAUGAAUUCGCAACCAUGGGAUCUUUGCAUGAUGUGUUACAUGGCAGGAAGGGAGUACAAGGAGCACAGCCCGGUCCGGUGCUCGACUGGAUCCAGAGAGUGAGAAUUGCGGUUGAUGCAGCCAGAGGGCUGGAAUACUUGCAUGAGAAGGUUCAACCUCCGAUUAUACACCGAGAUAUCAGGUCCAGUAAUGUACUUCUCUUCGAGGAUUUUAAAGCAAAGGUAGCUGAUUUUAACCUCUCCAAUCAAGCGCCUGAUAUGGCAGCCCGUCUUCACUCAACUCGGGUUUUGGGAACUUUUGGUUAUCACGCUCCAGAAUACGCAAUGACUGGACAGCUGACACAGAAAAGCGAUGUAUACAGCUUUGGUGUGGUUCUACUUGAGCUUUUGACGGGUAGGAAACCCGUCGAUCACACGAUGCCCCGUGGACAGCAAAGUUUAGUCACCUGGGCUACUCCAAGGCUAAGUGAGGACAAAGUCAAGCAGUGUGUAGAUCCAAGACUAAAGGGGGAAUACCCUCCUAAAGGAGUUGCAAAGCUAGCAGCCGUGGCCGCUUUGUGCGUGCAGUAUGAAGCUGAGUUCCGACCAAAUAUGAGCAUCGUCGUGAAAGCUCUCCAGCCUCUUCUGAAGCCCGUCACUCCUGCCGGUCCUCCUGCACCUCAGUCUUGAUGGCAAUGUACAUGGUUCCACCCCCGAGUUCAAAUUCUUCUUGUGUAUGCUUCGAAUAGUUUUACUAUCCUCGUAUGCCUGCUAUGUUUGGUCGGAUAACUUUAUGCAUAUGUCUUUUAUUUCCUUGUUGUAAAUGGUGGGUUUGGAUGCGGUAGAUUUGCGCGGUUCCUGGUUUUCGAGUCAGUCUGUCUCGGGAGGCUAUAAAGAGAGUGAUGGUAGCUGGAUGUGUGGAAAAGAAUGUGUGUUUCUGAAUAAAAAUGGAGUCUGUCUCCCCCAUUUUAACACAUUCUGCCAACUCAAAGCUGCAGAGUGCAGAUUUACCUGAGGCUUUAUUAGGUCUUCUAAUUGAUUCUGUUGUUAUAUUUUGUUCUUAAAAUCUGAUCUGAACAGAAACUUACUA